Messenger RNA from Glycine soja, 1667 nucleotides. Its product is annotated as UDP-glycosyltransferase 79B30-like. The transcript has a single exon. The record is from RefSeq and is a predicted model, not a curated record. Lineage: Eukaryota; Viridiplantae; Streptophyta; Magnoliopsida; Fabales; Fabaceae. The coding region runs from base 613 to 1572 and encodes 319 amino acids. Gene Ontology annotation, molecular function: UDP-glycosyltransferase activity.
CACGUUGGUAGCUUGCCCUCACUAUUUCGUAGAAGGAUCCAAAGUAGCUUUCAACUCAACGCUUUAUAUUUUAAGUAUGCAUGUUAUUUUAAUUAUUACAUUUUUACUUAUAAUAUGAGGAUUCAGGUUAGAGACGUUGGAAACAGGUCCAGGCAAACGAACAUGGAUGCAUCUUCUUUGCACAUAGCAAUGUUUCCAUGGUUUGCCAUGGGACACCUAACCCCAUAUCUUCACCUCUCCAACAAACUAGCAAAGAGAGGACACAGAAUCUCCUUCUUCAUCCCCAAAAGAACACCACACAAGUUAGAGCAAUUCAACCUCUUCCCACAUCUCAUCACCUUCUUCCCUAUCAACGUUCCUCACGUUGAAGGCCUUCCCCAUGGCGCAGAAACCACUUCCGAUGUCUCUUUCUCCUUAGCUCCACUCAUUAUGACAGCCAUGGAUCGCACUGAGAAAGACAUAGAGCUUCUUCUCAUUGAGCUAAUGCCACAAAUCGUUUUCUUUGACUUCACAUAUUGGCUACCAAACUUGACUCGCCGCUUGGGAAUCAAAUCUUUUUAGUACUUGAUUAUUGGGCCAGCGACAGUGUCUUACAUAAGAUCCCCAGCGAGGAUGCGCCAAAACAUGUCUGAAAGUGAUCUUAUGCAACCCCCUGAAGGGUACCCUGUGUCUUCCGUCAAGCUUCAUGCACAUGAAGUCAAGUUUCUUGCUUCUAAAAGGGAUUGGGAGUUUGGAAGCGGUGUUCUCUUCUACCACCGUCUCAACAAGGGUUUGAUCUUUUCAGACGCUGUUGGGUUCAAAGGUUGCCGAGAAAUUGAAGGGCCUUAUGUUGAGUAUCUUGCAGAACAGUUUGGGAAGCCUGUUUUGCUUUCAGGACCUUUCAUACCUGAGCCACCCAACACUGUUUUUGAGGGAAAAUGGGGUUCAUGGCUUGAAAGGUUCAAGCUUGGUUCUGUGGUUUUCUGUGUACUUGGGACUGAAUGGAAGUUACCACAUGAUCAAUUCCAAGGACUAUUGUUGGGUCUUGAACUUACAGGGCUUCCUUUUUUGGCUGUUCUAAAAGUUCCAAUUGGGUUUGAGACAAUUGAAGCUGCUCUACCAGAAGGGUUCAAAGAAAGAGUUGAAGGGAGAGGAAUUGUCCACAGUGGAUGGAUACAACAACAAUUGAUUUUGGAACACCCUUCAGUAGGCUGCUUCAUUACGCAUUGUGGUGCUGGUUCAUUAACCGAGGCACUAGUAAAUAAGUGUCAGAUAGUGUUGCUGCCGCAGGUAGAUGCUGAUCAUAUCCUUAAUGCAAGGACUAUGGCUACAAAUAAGGUUGGGGUGGAAGUGGAGAAGGGUGAAGAAGACGGGUUGUUCACAAAGGAGAGUGUGUGCAAAGCUGUGAAAAUUGUGAUGGAUGAUGAGAAUGAGCUUGGGAGAGAGAUAAAGACUAAUCAUAGUAAAGUGAGGAAGUUCUUACUGAACCACAAGUUGGAGUCUACCUGUGUUGAUAGCUUUUGCCAGCAGCUUCGACAUUUACUCAUGAUUUCCAAGUUUCAAGAAACUCAACUGAGAUUAUCAUAUUUCUAGUCUAUGAUUAAAUCUUUUCAACCAAUUAAACUAAGUAUAUUUUGUUCAAUCUAUUCGGUGUUUCGUGCUAUCAUGUUAAAGACAUGAAAAAACUA